Molecule: messenger RNA, 2057 nt
Organism: Salmo salar (Atlantic salmon)
Lineage: Eukaryota; Metazoa; Chordata; Actinopteri; Salmoniformes; Salmonidae
Source: RefSeq, a predicted model, not a curated record
GAGCUGUAUUUCAGAGGGAGCAGAGAGAGUGUUCAGACUGAUGAGGUGCAGUGUCUGGGAGGUCUGGAACUGUAGCUACAAAGGAAAGAGAAAAAGAAAGAGAGAGAUAAAAUAAACCAGAUUGACCAGAGAGAUAUGCCCUGAUGGACUGGUGAGAAGGAGGUCGUGAGAUCAUUGUGAUGUCGUGCCAGGCGUUCAGCGCGGACUCCUUUACCACCCUGGCAGGAGACUCUCUGCCCCUCCUCAUGCACCAUGCCUCCGCUGCCGACUGCCUGCCCUCCUCCGCCUCCACACACACACACAACAUGGUGUCCGCAGUCCCGUCAGGUCUGUCUCUCCUCCAGUCCUCCAAGCGUUCCCACAUGCACCUCUCCACCUCCACCCUUGGCAACGCUCUCAGCAACGGUCCCCCCGGCCUGCACUACCCCGUCACACCCUGUCACUAUAGCAACCAACAGACCACUUACGGCAUGAUGGCAGCUCAGGAGAUGCUGUCUGCCAGUAUAUCUCAGACCAGAAUCCUCCAGACCUGCAGCGUCCCGCACCCCAACAUGGUCAACGGAGCAAACACACUGCAAGGUUCAUUGGCCCCUUGUCUGUAUAAGUUUCCAGAGCAUGGUCUGGGUGGGGGGUCGUGCUCUCUGAGCCACAGUUUCCCCCCACUGCCCCCGGCCGUGCUGUCUGAUGAGCCGCCCCUGGGGGGCACUAAGGACCUCCGCCUUAGGAGCCGGCCACCAGACGAACCCCCCGACAUGGACUCACCUCAGAUACGAGAGCUGGAGAAGUUUGCCAACGACUUCAAACUCCGCAGGAUCAAACUGGGGUACACCCAAACUAACGUUGGAGAGGCUCUGGCUGCGGUGCAUGGCUCAGAGUUCAGCCAGACAACCAUCUGUCGCUUUGAGAACCUGCAGCUGAGCUUCAAGAACGCCUGCACGCUAAAGACCAUCCUGGCUAAGUGGCUGGACGAAACAGAGCAGGCCGGGGCUCUGUUUAAUGAGAAAAUGGGCAUGAAUGAGCGUAAGAGGAAACGAAGAACCACUAUCAGUCUGGGGGCUAAGGAGGCAUUGGAGCGUAGUUUCGGGCAGAAGAUCAAGCCCUCAUCUCAGGAGAUCGUCCGUAUGGCCGAGGGGCUACAUCUGGAGAAGGAGGUGGUCCGGGUCUGGUUCUGUAACCGUCGGCAACGAGAGAAACGGGUCAAGACCAGCCUUCACCACAGCUCCUACCUGAUCAAGAACAGUCCUACCUAUAGAUAACCCUAACCCCUAUCUGUCCUCCAAUGCCAAAAAACCUUGAGUUCGGGUGUGACCUCAUUCUUUAAUUGGACCAAAAGCGUAUUGUUCUUCAAGUGCCUGCAGCCUACUACCAUUUCUCCCAGAAGUGCCCAAACCUACGUAUAACAAUUUAUGAUUCCAUGUCUGGUCGUUGUAAAAAGAAAUGAUACCCAUGUGUCUUUAUCAUGAUCUAUUUAUCUGAAAUGUAAUAUAUAAAACUGAAUGAUUAUGAAUGUGUACAUCUAAUUUAAUGACAGAUGUGUUUUCAAGUCAGAGACAUCUUCAACCUAGAGAGAACUAUAUAGAGACAUUCUCAGACAUUUCGAUAUGUAAGAAAUCAAAACGCAAUGUCCCAGUUGCGCGUGUCAUUUUUCAUACUUACUGAUUUCUUGAUGCAUUUCCCAUGAAUAAAUACAUACAAACCAACAGUGUGGUGAGGACAGGAGAUGAUUUAAGUGAUGAAUAUACAAGCACCUGUGUCCCUGUAGCACACUGGAGACAUUAUACUGCAUCAGUGUAGAGCUGGGCUCAAAAGCAGGCCAGAAGUGCCAGUCAUUGUCUUACAAUCAAUCAUUCAGUACAGGGUAGAUGUAUACAAAUAAAAAAGAGAGAGAAAAAUAUGAUUUAAUGAAACAUUUAUCAGAGAUGCAAUUAAUUAAUUCAUGGAUUGUGCACUGACAUGCAUUUAAUGUAAUGAUUUGUUGAUUAAUUUAUUAAGCAGCUGGUGUUUCCGAGAGCCCAAUAAAAGGGAGCUGAGCACCCUGCGCUGCAUGAGUGACAUUU